CAGAGACAGACGGGUGAAGUGUUAGAGUCCGCUCAUAAACUCAUAAAAAGUCACUGUGAUGUCAUCAGGAACAACAUGGAGUCCAGAAAGGAAGAACAAGAAGAAGACACCCGCAGGUCAUCUCUGGAAGACAUCAUAAGUAAUACUACUGAUACUACGACUACUGCAACUACUACUAUUAGUGAUACUACCACCACUGCUAAUACUACUGCAGCUGCUAAUGGUACUUUAACAACCACCAUGAGUCCUGCUGCACCACCUGAUGAUCAGACAGAAGAUGAGGAGGAUGAAGUGGAGGAGGUUGAGGACAAGGAAACUGGUGAACUGGUCAAUGAUGUCAUGGCAGCAGCAGCAGGUGCUGAGUCAGCAGGUAUGGAGAGCAAAGAUGUUUCAACUGCAGACAAAGAGGCAGGUGAGCCAGAGCAGCAGUCUCACCUCCACACAGGAGCUGUUGAAGACGAGUUUGUCACAGAACAGAAAGCAUCCACGCCAAUCGCAGACCGGCCAGCUCCUCCCAGCAGUCUGGCCUUGUCACGACCAAUGAAGAAGAAAGUCCUGGUGGCUCCAGCUCUCAGUUUGUCUUUAGAUCGCAGUGAGUCUACAAUUUCAGACGACUUCUCCUCAGCCUUUCUCUCCCCUUCACUUGGAGACGAUGAUGACACGGGGCUGGACUUUGACCUGGAUGCCAUGGAAACGCCCUCUGACAGCGAAUCACUGCCCUUCCCCAUCUACGACCUGGACCUGGAAGACGACCUGCGGCGUCUCGGCGUGGCAUCCCGGCGUCGCAGAGCGCCCGGCUUCAGUCCCAGGUCCAGGUUCGACUCACAGACCGGUUCUGCACCGGGGAUGGACCAGAGUGAACUGGGAGCUCUGGAACGGGAGGACAUGGUGGACAGUCAAGGCACCAGGUGGCGCUGUUUCUCCACAGGUGUUCCUCCUCAGGAGAGCCGGGUAAACAUGAGCAUCCUGGAGCCAUUCCUCAGGGUGCUGUCACACGGAGGUUACUAUGGAGACGGUAUGAAUGACAUCAUCGUGUUUUCUUCCUGUUACCUGCCGCAGAAUAGUCUGGAAAAUUACCAGAAUGUGAUGGAUAACCUGUUCAGGUAUGUGGUGGGAACUCUGGAUCUGAUGGUUGCAGAAAACUAUGUGAUUGUGUAUCUUUGUGCCGGAGGGCAGAAAGACAAACUGCCAGGAAUCAGCUGGCUGAGGGAGUGUUACACCACCAUCAACAGGAGGUUGAGGAAGAAUCUGAAGGGUUUCUACGUGGUUCAUCCCACCUGGUACAUCAAAGCCCUCAUCACCAUCAUCAAACCCUUCAUCAGCUCUAAGUUCAGCAGGAAGCUCCAGUUUGUCAACAGCCUCCAGGAUCUCUCUCACUUUAUCCCCACUGAGCACGUGCAGAUCCCAGAUUGUGUCACACAGUAUGACCGGAGUCUGACCAGGUGAAACUGAAAACGCCUGGAUCCUAUCUCCCUGUUCUGGGUCAGAUAUUUAAUAUGAAGCUGCCUCCUGUCGUCAGGUGGAGCUUCGAUGUCACUGGGUGUUGCUGCUCCCUCUGUCUUUAUUAAGUGUUAAACAUUUCGAACUGUUUUUUAAUAACUUUGUAUCAGAACAAAACUUGAGCAAAUAUUAUAAUUUCUAUUAAAAUCUAUGCAAUCUAA
Molecule: messenger RNA, 1661 nt
Organism: Epinephelus lanceolatus (giant grouper)
Lineage: Eukaryota; Metazoa; Chordata; Actinopteri; Perciformes; Serranidae
Source: RefSeq, a predicted model, not a curated record